Molecule: messenger RNA, 1050 nt
Organism: Colletotrichum karsti
Lineage: Eukaryota; Fungi; Ascomycota; Sordariomycetes; Glomerellales; Glomerellaceae
Exons: 9
Coding region: 1-1050 (349 amino acids)
Molecular function (GO): methyltransferase activity
Source: RefSeq, a predicted model, not a curated record
AUGGCUGAUGCACAAGAGCAACCCGCAGCUCCUGCGACAACUGACGCGCCUGCGACGACUACUGAGGCGACCACGGCUCCAAUCCCUCCAGCUGAUGAUAACGACAAUGAAACCUCUGAUGGCUCGGUCUAUGAGGAUUCCUCGGCGACUUCGCUGUCGUCUCUGCGAUCGAGCAUCUUGGAAUACCGGAGGGAAAAUGGACGCACUUAUCACAGCAUGAGUGACGGGAAUCUGACGCACCAUCUGUGGCUCGUUACUUGGGAUGGGGAGUUGUGCAACUCGCCCAAGAAAGACGGUGCCAAGCGCGUUCUUGACGUCGGCACUGGGACGGGGAUUUGGGCGUUGGAAUACGCCGAUCUUCAUCCCGAGGCAGACGUCAUCGGCGUUGACCUUAGUCCGAUUCAGCCGUCCUACGUACCUUCGAACUGUCAUUUCGAGGUUGACGAUGUCGAGAAAGAAUGGACUUGGAAACGACCCUUCGACUUCAUCUUCGUCCGAGCCAUGAUCUCCAGUUUCUCGGACUGGCCUGCGAUGGUCAAGAAAGCAUACGACAAUCUCGAACCAGGAGGCUACCUCGAAAUGCACGACGACGUCUUCCCCCACCGCUGCGACGACGGCACCAUGACCGAGGACUCGCUCAUCUACAAGUGGGGAAACUACCUCGUCGAGGCCACGGACAAGAUCGGGAGGCCGAUCACGGUGGCGCCCAAGUUCAAGCAGAUGCUCGAGGAGGCGGGCUUCGUCGACGUCGUCGAGAAGCAGGAGAAAUGGCCCGUCAACACGUGGCUGGAGCGAGACGACAAGGCGCAGCAGCUGGCGCCGUGGUCGCACGCGGCGACUCUCCAGGGGCUCGAGCCCGCCUCGCUCGCCCUCUUCACCCGCGUGCUUGAUUGGACCAAGGAGGAGACUCUUGUCUUCUGUGCUCACGUGCGGAAUGAGGUGCGCAGCAAGGACAUCCACGCGUACUUUGGGGUGUACGGCGUUUAUGGUCGCAAGCCCGAGGAGGCGGCGGAGGCUGCGGAAGCGGCGGGAGCUCCGGAGGACCCCUAG